AUGGAAUCAAAUGGGCAAAGACUCUACUCUGUUCUCACGAGAGCAGAGGUUCUUGACAAGAUGAUGAAAGAGAUCUUUCAGAUCUCAGAAGUCUUCUCCAUCUCUCAACCCGAUGCAACCCUAACCCUAAUCCGUUUAGGUUGGGACUCGAUUAGGGCUUCGGAUCUUUUGGGAGACAACAAGGAGAAGUUUCUUUCGAAACUAGGGUUGGAUGAUAAUAAUCUUGUCUCCACUCCCUUGUGCUCACACAAGUUUUGCUCAGAUUGCUGGAAAGAUUAUCAUCUCAGCAAAUCUCUCGAGAAAGAGGACAAGAGUGAGAUGAUCCAAGACUGUGUCGUCUCCGUUGGUCACGAUACGGUCGAGGAGAUGUACGAGAGGUACGUUCUUGGAUCUUUCAUGGAUAGUAACAAGAUCAAGUGGUGUCCUGCUUCGGGAUGCGUGUACGCGAUCCAGCGUCAUGGCGGCGCUGAGGAUGAUGAUGACGAGGAGGAGAAGGAGGAGGAGGAGACUAGUGAUGAUGAUUUUGGUGUGGUGUGUUUGUGUGGACACACGUUUUGUUGGAAGUGUAAGCUCGAGUCACACCGUCCCGUGACGUGUAACAACGCUUCACUUUGGUUGAAUGAACUCUUGGAAGAAGCGAGAACGCUUAGCCUUUACCCUAAAACGACAAAGCCUUGUCCUAGUUGCAACACUAAUGUUCAAAAGCUUAGUAAUGUUGAUUGGAAGAUCGUUACUUGUGUCUGCAGUCACGCCUUUUGUUGGAGGUGUUUGCGAGAAGAGGAAGAUCACCACGAAUAUAUUCGUUGUUCUAAAGUCCAUGUGCCUCCACCAAGCAAUGAAGUGUCUCUCCUUCAUCACCUGACACUCUGGGAGGAGUAUGAUAAAGCAAUUGAGGCAUCUAAAGACGAUCUUGAAGCCAUUGAGCUACACAUCAUACCGAUGCUAACUUCGAGACGGGGUCUGGGAGAGUUAGACAUGAGGGCUCUGAGAGAAGCGUUAGUGCUGAUUAUUCAAUGCAGACUUGUGUUGAAAUGGAGUUGUAUGUUUGGUUACUUCUUAACCGAUUACCAUAGCGGGAAGAAGAAGUACUUGGAUCACCUUCAGGAGGUAGCCACCGCAAAUCUUCUGAAGCACAAAGAGAGUGUAUAUGAGUUGGUGAAUGGUGAGGAUGUGACUGGUUUCAGGCAUAAGGUGGAAACGUUAACGACAGCAACUGGUAACUACUUUCAUUACUUUGUCAAGACUGUUGAAGAUGGUUUGAGUGAUGUGAAGGGUGGUGUCUUUGAGGAUGUAGCAACUGAUUACUGGUUCUGUGAUCGCUGCACGUUUCAGAAUGAUAGUUUUGAACAGAAGUGUAGGGUUUGUGUUUUCCCUUUUGAAGGACCUUCUCCUCUUGUGGCUAACAACAACAACGGUGUUGCUGUUGCUCAUCAACAACUACUCCCAAACGUGUCUUUUGAUGUCAACAACAGUGCUGCUGCGAGUGGUGAAGGAGGAACUGAUCAUGUGGCGUUUGGUAACAACAACAAUGCAAGUGGUGUUCAACAAGGAGUUCCAUACAUGUCUAGCAACCCCUUUUCUCCUCAGCCAGCUCCAUUUGUGGCUUUUGGUAACAGUGAUGACAGUGUUCAUCAACAACAAGUUCCAAACAUGUCCAACAAUCCAUUCGCUCGUGAAGGAGGAGGAGCAAAUGUUUUCGAGUCUCGUCCUGUGGGUUUUGGUGUAAGUGGUUAUCAGCAACAGAAAGUCCCAAACAUGAUGGCGAAUAGUGCAGGAGGACCAUCCUACUUUCCAAUGCCUCCUCCAAGUGUGGUGACUUAUGGUAACAACAGCAUUGGUACUACUGCAAGUGCUAAUCAGCAACCAAACAUGGUCAAUAAUCCAUUUGCUCAAGGACCAAUCUUCUAUCCGUGUCCUCCUCCAUUUGUGGCUGCAAGUGCUCAUCAGCAACCAAACAUGGUCAAUAAUCCAUUUGCUCGUCAAGAAGUACCAAUCUUCUAUCAGUUUCCUCCUCCAUUUGUGGCUGCUAGUGCUCAUCAGCAGGAACAAGUCCCAAACAUGGCGAACCUUAACCCAUUUGGUCGUCCAGGAGGAGGAACAUAUCAGUUGCAGUCUCCUCCAUUUAUGGCUUUUGGCAACAACAACAACAGCGGUGCUACUGCAAGUGCUCAUCAGCAGCAAGCUCCAAACAUGAUGGUGAACAAUCCUUCAGAGUUAGGUAACAACAACAGCAGCGCGAGUGGUCAUCAGCAACAAGCCCCAAACAUGCCUAAUCUCGUCAAGGAGGAAGCCAACCUUGAAAAUUCGAAUGAGAGCGAGUGGUGAUGAUGAUGACUGAAUGAUGCGCUUUCUGGUUUCUUUUGUUUUUCUUUUAGGGUUUAUAAUAAGUAUACUAUUGUCUCUCUCUUUUGCUUUGUUUUUUUAGGGUUCGUUUUGUUGUUUUUUCCUUGUUGAAAACGCAAACAAUAUGGUUUCGUUGCUAUUUUGGAUAAAAACUUUGUUUACA
Eruca vesicaria subsp. sativa (arugula) is the source of this 2506-nucleotide messenger RNA. The record is from the annotation of a GenBank genome assembly. Lineage: Eukaryota; Viridiplantae; Streptophyta; Magnoliopsida; Brassicales; Brassicaceae.